Molecule: messenger RNA, 2382 nt
Organism: Drosophila mojavensis
Lineage: Eukaryota; Metazoa; Arthropoda; Insecta; Diptera; Drosophilidae
Gene: BTBD9
Product: BTB/POZ domain-containing protein 9
Exons: 4
Coding region: 83-2338 (751 amino acids)
Biological process (GO): circadian behavior; adult locomotory behavior; modulation of chemical synaptic transmission
Molecular function (GO): protein binding
Source: RefSeq, a predicted model, not a curated record
UAUAUAUACACACGUAUACAAACACACACACGCGUACACAUUCGCACACACACAACAACAAAAUUUAUAUAGUUAUACAAGAAUGAGCAGCCAGGGACAUCACAAAAUGCAUGGUGGAAUCGGAUGCAAUAGUAUUGCAGCACUGGCCAAUGACAACAACAGUACAGAUAGCACCACAAUAACGGAGUACACAGAUGAAAUAGAUCUGGGCGACCGUUUCUCAGCAGAUAUAGCCCGGCUCUGUAUGAACGAACGUUAUGCCGACGUCGAAUUCCUUGUGGAGGAACAACAGUUGCCGGCACAUAGAGCCAUAUUGGCAGCACGAAGCGAUUAUUUUCGUGCCCUACUCUAUGGAGGCAUGUCGGAGGCGACACAGCGACAAAUCACUAUGGAAGUGCCGCUGGAGCCGUUUAAAGUGCUAUUGCGUUACAUCUACUCCGGCACUCUGUCGUUAUCCAGCUUGGAUGAGGACGCGAUCAUCGGUGUGUUAGGCAUGGCCAAUCAGUACGGUUUUCAGGAUCUGGAAAUGGCCAUAUCCAAAUAUCUACGUAGAUAUUUGUCUUUAAACAAUGUCUGCAUGAUUUUGGAUGCAGCACGGCUCUAUAAUCUCGAGGAACUCACACAGGUCUGUCUCAUGUUCAUGGAUCGCAAUGCCGUCGAUCUACUGCAGCACGAUACCUUCAAAAUGCUCUCAAAGGAAUCGUUGGAGGAAAUACUGCGUCGUGAUUGCUUCUUUGCGCCGGAGGUGCAAAUAUUUUUAGCCGUCUGGAAAUGGAGUCGCUAUAAUCCGAAUAUUGAUAUCAAAACGGUUGUCUCUUUGGUUCGGCUGCCACUCAUGAAUCUGGAGCAUUUGCUACAAGUUGUCCGUCCAUCUGGAAUUUUGGAUCCAGAUAAAAUUCUGGAUGCCAUCGACGAGCUGAGCACCUCCAAGACAUUGCCCUAUCGUGCAGCACUCUGGCCGGAGGAGAAUGUGGCUACAGCCAAAUUUUCAGCACAUUGUAUCCACGGCGAAUGCCGCUCAUCUUUGUUGGAUGGCGACGUUACCUCGUAUGAUAUGGAGCACGGUUAUACACGCCACUGCAUCACGGAUAGCACUGAUACGGGCAUUGUUGUUGAACUGGGCACCAUGUGCAUGAUCAAUCAUAUACGCAUGCUGCUCUGGGAUCGCGAUAGCCGUGCUUACUCCUACUUUGUAGAGGUGUCCGGUAAUCAACAGCACUGGGAACGCGUCAUUGAUUACAGUGAAUACCAUUGCCGUUCCUGGCAGUUUCUAUACUUUGAGGCACGUCCAUUGCGCUACAUACGUAUUGUGGGCACACAGAAUACAGUGAAUCGGGUAUUCCAUGUGGUUGGCUUAGAGGCCAUGCACACAACGAAUUUCCCCAAAAUCGUUGACGGCUUUGUUGCGCCCAAGGCGAAUGUGGCCACCAUUGAUAUGAGCGCCAUUGUCACCGACGGAGUCAGCCGCACACGCAAUGCAUUGAUUAACGGCGACUUCUCGCGCUACGAUUGGGACUCGGGCUAUACAUGCCAUCAGCUGGGCAGCGGCGAGAUUGUUGUGCGUCUGGGCCAACCAUAUUAUAUCGGUUCGAUGCGUUUGCUGUUGUGGGAUUGUGAUGAUCGUACCUACAGUUUCUACAUUGAGACAUCAACGAAUCGCAAGAAUUGGCAAAUGGUCGUCGAUAAGCGGAACGAGAAGGCGCGCUCCUGGCAAAACUUUCAUUUCACACCACGACCCAUUGUCUUCAUACGAAUCGUGGGCACUCGCAAUACGGCAAAUGAGAUAUUCCAUUGUGUGCACCUGGAAUGCCCCAGUCAGGACAAGAGCUUUUUGAAAAAGAUAGCCGAACAGGAAAAGGAGCGCGAACGUGCGGAAGCCUUCGAGCAGCAAUUAACAGCAGACGAUGACAUUGCGAGUACGUCACGUGCGGCUGCGGCGUUGUCUUUGUCGGUCACCCUAACAGCUGCCAGUCCAAAUAGCAUGACACACUGGUCACGCAUUUCUACAGUCAACACCAAUUCCUCCGCUACAAAUCUGUCAAGCGGCAUGGACUUGCAUUGCGAAUCUUUUGACAAUCUGUCCACAUCGGCCACAGGCUCCGCAACGACAACGCCAUCAACGCCAACAACCAGCACACUGAUGGCUGAGCUAUCACAUCUCUCCCCUAGAUCACUAUCUCCACCAAAACAGCAGCGCGAGAAAGAGAGGGAAAAGGAGCUGGGACGGGAGACAGAGCGAGAACGUGAUAGUGAGAAGGAGCCUGCAGCAGCGCUCGUUCAGCUGGUCUUAGAAGAUGUUGAGCAGCCACCAGCAUCGCCAUCGGCAGCUGAAAACUAAAAACUGGGAUAUAUUUUUUGUUUUUUUUUUUUUACACAGAUAUA